AUGUCACUUUUUGACUUCGACUCCUUCAAUGGCGCCAUAUCGUCGUUGAACAAUAGAACGUCCGUUUCGCGGUCUAUGGACGAUGAGGACUACCCCUACUCAGAUCUCAAUUUUGCCGACCUGAACGACGUGAUGAGCAGCUACAACUCCAGCGGCAUGUCUCCCUACUCCAGUGGCUCGUCUCCAGACAACAUGUUUCCAAUAACAUUUGACCCUCACAGCUAUGAUGAGAGUAAUGACAUAAUGGCGAAAUCCGGGUCCAACAGCACUGUGACCGCCAACACUGGCGAGCUGCCGUCGCUGUCCACAACAAGAACAGGAUCGUCGCAAAGCGACCCGGUAGUGAAGCUUGAAGAAGAUGAUAUCGUGCUGAAGCGCAGGAAGCAGCCUAGCUCCAAGAUAAUCGACCAUCCAAUCUCAAAAGGCAAGAAGUUCAAGUCGCCUCACAACCUGAUUGAGAAAAAGUAUAGAACCAACAUCAACACCAAGAUUGUUGAGCUGCGGAAUUGUGUUCCGACCCUGCGCAUUCUUGUGGCGAAGGAGAAUAAUCACCACACAAAUUCCACGGUCAAGGAUGAAGAGUAUGUUGAUGAUUACGAAGGAGACGGGUACACAGAUGACGAAGAGAAGCUGGACGGUCUGCAGCCGGCCAGGAAGCUGAACAAGGCAACGAUAUUAUCCAAGGCUGCUGAGUACAUCAAACAUCUUGAAUGGAAACACGAGGUGUUGAAACGCAAAAACGAGCAGCUGGCCCGCAUGCUCAAGAAUCUCAACCCGGAAAUCGACUUGUCAGACUCUCUGGAGGAGGCAUCCAACCCCUCCUACAGCGGCUCGAGUCGCCAUUCGUCGCCUUCACUGUAUUCGAAUACCUCUCCAAAUACGAACUCUGACGGCUCGAUGUCCCUGUCGAACAAGGUUUUGCUGGGCGGAAUGACCUGCAUGCUGGGUGCAUCCGCCUUUGACGACAUGUCGGGAGGCGUUGGAGAUAGAAAAGGUUUGUUUUCUGUUCCUAUCUUUGCAUUUUCGACCUCCUCAUCGUCGACGUCGUUCAACCUGUCUUUAUUGAGGCCUUUCUGGGGAGUCUCCAAGCUGCUGUUUUGCAUUGCCAUGUUCUACUUUUACAUCAUUGUGCCGCUCUUGGGGACGGAGAAAAAGCAGUUCCGUCCGCUCAAGACGUACAAUCGCCUGACGAAUAUGACUACUGCGGAUGUCGAGCACCUGCUGAAAACUGCGGAUCCUUCGAAGCUGUUUGUUGGCCUACUUGGUUUGCUCCACAUGGAGUCUAACGAGACAACCCUGUUUAUGAAGUGUCUCUACAUGAAAAAGUGCGGCAAGCUUGCGGGCUCGGCUUUUGUUGGACGUGAGAUAUUCGACCGUUGGGGACAAUAUUAUUUCAGCCAAUUGAAGAGUUUGGCAAAGGACUCCAAGCUUUGUCUGCUGUUGCAGAACACAACGUACGAAGAACUACCUGUUAUGCCCUUGAAACAAUAUGAACAGUUUGACUUUAUCACGCAAAUACUUCGCUCGCUUGCAGACUCUCUUUUUGAGGAGUCGCUAAUGAAAAUGGUUUGGUUCCAUGCACUGAACAGCAAAUACAAGGAAGAAAAAGAGGACACUUUGGAGCUCGAGAUUGCAGCUACCAAGAUCCAGAUUGCGCGCUUAUUGCAACGCUGCACCGACAUCUCCAAGACACUCGAUCAACCAACGUCUCGGUGCUCCAUCAUCAAGUUCCUGCUCAAGCCUACGGAGGACAACCUCAGAGUGGCUUUUGAGAACCCUCAGGCAGACCGCGACGUUGUUGUUGGCCUUGUUUGCUGCGUGUUGAAGUACCAGCUGCUGAAUUGCGCAGACCGGUACGAGUUGCUGGUUGAGUGGUUAGGCAAAUUGCAGCUCCCAAAGUUCAGCAACGGAGUCUGUAUGUCCUUGUUCGAGUUCGUUGCCAUUCUCAAUGUUUUAGAGCUGACCACGCCAGACCUUCUCCACAGUCUGAACGAAUUCUACAACGACGAGGUGGAUAAGGAAAGCCACAUGGAUGCAGAUGCAGACCAGACUCCUCGUCCGAUCAUCUCGAAACUGAACUUCAGACUACUCAACGUCGUGGCAAACAUGCGCAUAUUUGCCGGGAGCGACAAGUUCUGCGCCUCAAUCGAAGCCAAGGAUCAACUGAUUGAUUUCCUCGUGGGACUUAUCAAAGAGCUAAACGGAUGCUAG
Messenger RNA from Ogataea haglerorum, 2211 nucleotides. RefSeq lists its product as uncharacterized. The record is from RefSeq and is a predicted model, not a curated record. Bases 1 to 2211 code for a protein of 736 amino acids. Gene Ontology annotation, molecular function: protein dimerization activity. Lineage: Eukaryota; Fungi; Ascomycota; Pichiomycetes; Pichiales; Pichiaceae. The transcript has a single exon.